This is a messenger RNA of Pan troglodytes (chimpanzee), 1645 nucleotides long. RefSeq names its product ribosomal protein L22 (gene RPL22). Gene Ontology annotation, molecular function: structural constituent of ribosome; RNA binding. The coding region runs from base 903 to 1190 and encodes 95 amino acids. The transcript is spliced from 4 exons. NCBI's taxonomy places the organism in Eukaryota, Metazoa, Chordata, Mammalia, Primates, Hominidae. Gene Ontology annotation, cellular component: ribosome. Gene Ontology annotation, biological process: cytoplasmic translation. The record is from RefSeq and is a predicted model, not a curated record.
CUUUCUAACUCCGCUGCCGCCAUGGCUCCUGUGGUUAGUAUGGCUCCGCGUGAGGCCUCGGCUCCAGGGGAGGCACGUGGGCCUCGCCGAGCCCGGCAUCUACCCAGGCUCGCUGGGGACGGCGCCCUGCAGCGUCCUGCUGGGGUGGGCUGGCAGGUCGGCCGGAGCGGGCCAGAGCCCCUGCCGAUCCCAGCACGUUGUAGGCGGAGGAGGCCGCGGCCCGAGGCUCGUGAGGGAGAUCCGGGAGGUCUCGGAGGCCCGGGGCCCCAGCUAGGGGCUAGCGGGGAGCUGGAGCCUGGAGACUGCGGUCUGGGCCGGCCACUGGUCCUCGGACCCCGGCCGGGGGCCUGAUUACCUGGGUGGAGGGCGGGGAAGAAGAACGAGACCUGCUACCCUGGGGAGCCGCGCAUUCGGAAGUCCACGGCCAAGACUCGGGGACGAAUCCGCGGAAGGGCGGCUUGGUCGGCGUGCUUUCGGAGAGGAGGCCUGGGUUUGAGGAGCUUUUUAGCGUCCCCAGAGGAAAUUAGUUUAUCAGGGCGCACUGUACAGACCCAAACGGGUGUUACAGUGGUGUAGGGAGAAGGCUCUCGUUGCAUUCUCCUUUAGCUAUGCUGGGACUGGGCUGUGCGGCGCCCUCCUCCUAGGUUAUUUGAGAAAGUUGUUUUUCCGUGUUCUUCGUCCCAAGAUCCUACUUUUCCUCUUUUGUUGGGACUCCCUGGUUAACAUUUCCGGUUCUUCUGCUCUUUCUGUCUGGUUGAGCUUUUGAAUGCCUUUUGGUUUAAAACCUUGAUGGAGAAGUAUCAAGCCCAUUGUGGAAAAAGCUUGUGGUGAAGGGGGGCAAAAAAAAGAAGCAAGUUCUGAAGUUCACUCUUGAUUGCACCCACCCUGUAGAAGAUGGAAUCAUGGAUGCUGCCAAUUUUGAGCAGUUUUUGCAAGAAAGGAUCAAAGUGAACGGAAAAGCUGGGAACCUUGGUGGAGGGGUGGUGACCAUCGAAAGGAGCAAGAGCAAGAUCACCGUGACAUCCGAGGUGCCUUUCUCCAAAAGGUAUUUGAAAUAUCUCACCAAAAAAUAUUUGAAGAAGAAUAAUCUACGUGACUGGUUGCGCGUAGUUGCUAACAGCAAAGAGAGUUACGAAUUACGUUACUUCCAGAUUAACCAGGACGAAGAAGAGGAGGAAGACGAGGAUUAAAUUUCAUUUAUCUGGAAAAUUUUGUAUGAGUUCUUGAAUAAAACUUGGGAACCAAAAUGGUGGUUUAUCCUUGUAUCUCUGCAGUGUGGAUUGAACAGAAAAUUGGAAAUCAUAGUCAAAGGGCUUCCCUUGGUUCGCCACUCAUUUAUUUGUAACUUGACUUCUUUUUUUUUUCUGCUUAAAAAUUUCAAUUCUCGUGGUAAUACCAGAGUAGAAGGAGAGGGUGACUUUACCGAACUGACAGCCAUUGGGGAGGCAGAUGCGGGUGUGGAGGUGUGGGCUGAAGGGAGUGACUGUUUGAUUUUAAAAAGUGUGACUGUCAGUUGUAUCUGUUGCUUUUCUCAAUGAUUCAGGGAUACAAGUGGGCUUCUCUCAUUCGUUAAAAGAAAACGCGACAUCUUUCUAAGAUUCUCUGUGGGAAAAUGACUGUCAAUAAAAUGCGGGUUUCUGGGCCA